This is a messenger RNA of Microplitis demolitor, 723 nucleotides long. RefSeq names its product ABC transporter H family member 2. Lineage: Eukaryota; Metazoa; Arthropoda; Insecta; Hymenoptera; Braconidae. The transcript has 5 exons. The record is from RefSeq and is a predicted model, not a curated record. The coding region runs from base 1 to 723 and encodes 240 amino acids.
AUGGAAAUGAUAAUAGAUGUGCAAGGAUUUAAAGGCUCACACAAUCAGUUUAUUGUAGAAGAACUUGUGUCAAUUACAGUCCAACAUAAAAUUGAUGGUGUUGAAGAAAUGUCAUCUACUGAUAACGAUCAACCACUCGUAAAAAAACGCAAAUUACGGAGCAAAUUUGGUUUUCAAAUAAAUAUAGAAGAGGCUGAUCGAAUAGCAGGGUCUAUUGACUCAAAUAGUGAAAGAGUAGUAAGACAAUUCAGUCAACUAGCAUUGGAAGCUUCUUUUUCUAUAAUUAAUCAAUCAGGUAUUGAUAUAAACAAUGAAAUAAACACUGAAAUAAAUAUCAGUAUUAGAAACGAUGCCAAUAAUUUUGAAGAUAAUGAUAAUUGCACAGACGAAAGCAAGUUUGAUACAAAUCAAAAUAAUGAUAGUGAGACUAGUGAUAAAGAUAACGAGAUCACUGAAAGAGGCAGCCAUACCAUUGUUUUGAAUAAUAAUGAUAGAAAUCAGGAGAAUACGCAAGAAAGACGAAUAAUUUUGAAUAAAAUAAGAAAUGUACCGAUUUUCAGUGAUAAAUAUUGUAUAGUUGAUGUAACACAAUCAAAUGGAAAAAACAGAAAACGCUUUGAGAAUUUUCAACAGUACCUAGAGUACGAAAAAGAAUACAAUCAAUUGAAAAAAAGAAUUCGCAACCCUGGUGGCAAGUACAAAGUUCCAGAUGAAACGCCGUAG